This is a messenger RNA of Sclerotinia sclerotiorum 1980 UF-70, 882 nucleotides long. RefSeq lists its product as hypothetical. Bases 1 to 882 code for a protein of 293 amino acids. The transcript is spliced from 2 exons. Gene Ontology annotation, molecular function: oxidoreductase activity, acting on the CH-OH group of donors, NAD or NADP as acceptor. Lineage: Eukaryota; Fungi; Ascomycota; Leotiomycetes; Helotiales; Sclerotiniaceae. The record is from RefSeq and is a predicted model, not a curated record.
AUGUCUUCCAACGGUCAAUCCACAGAUACUAAUCGAGUCCAUGCUGGCAAGGUUGCAAUUGUAACGGGUUCAGCACGAAGCAUUGGCGCUGGAAUUGCUCGGAAUCUUGCAUCUAAGGGUGCUAACAUCCUAAUAAGCUAUCUAACCGAAGCAUCAGACAAUUCUGCUGCUGAGCUCGCAGAAGAGCUUACUAAGAAACAUGGCGUAGUCGCGGUGCCAUGUCGAUCUGAUAUCUCCACACCAGAAGGUUGUGCCUCCAUCAUCGAAGCUUGUAUAUCAAAGAUGCCUCCGAAUACCAAAACCAACAAGCUCCAAAUCGACAUUCUAAUCAACUGCGCUGCUAUUAUGAUAGGCAUUGGCCCUCUUGAAAGCGUUACACAUGCGGACUUUAUCAAGUCAUACGAGACCAACGUACUAGCACCCAUCUUGCUCACAGGCGCAUGCAAGCCCUACCUACCUACAGAUCGAUCAGGAAGAAUUGUAAAUGUUUCCAGCAUUGGACAGAAGGUCGGCACUCCAUAUUUGACGCUCUAUAACGGAACAAAGGGUGCGCUUGAGGCUAUGACAAGGACCUGGUCGAGAGAAUUGGCUGAACACGCCACCGUCAACACUAUCAACCCUGGUUCAGUGCUCACUGAUAUGUUCCGUCAAUGUAGUGAUGAUGUGCUUGCAGCGCAAGCACAGUGGAGUCCUCUGAUCCCAUUGUCGGGUGUACGGGAGUGGGACACGGAAGAAGUCAAGGCAGUGGGCAAGAAAUGGGGUGGUCGUCCGGCAUAUGUUGAGGAAAUCGCUGGCAUUGUUGCUAUGGUUUGUAGUCCAGAGAGUGCAUGGAUGACCGGUAGUGUUGUCAGUGCAAACGGUGGGCAAUGUUUUAGCACGUAA